Messenger RNA from Quercus robur (English oak), 843 nucleotides. RefSeq lists its product as uncharacterized. Bases 1 to 843 code for a protein of 280 amino acids. The record is from RefSeq and is a predicted model, not a curated record. The transcript has a single exon. NCBI's taxonomy places the organism in Eukaryota, Viridiplantae, Streptophyta, Magnoliopsida, Fagales, Fagaceae.
AUGGCAUCCCAACCUCCACUUCUUGUCUUCUUAUCAACGCAAGCUAAGAGAGCUUCUUAUUUCUAUAGCAUCUUUGAGCAAAGGUUGUACAAGGCAAAAUUGCGUAACCUUAAUGGCAAAUCAUGUUUUGGGAUAACUCGUGGGUACUUGGUCAUGGAAGACAAUAAAAAAAGGGCAGAUUCUCAAAUUUGGCUUCUGAAUCCUUUUACAAGACAUGAACUCCAUUUCCCUAGCCCUCCCAAUCCUUAUUCUCGUCUGAUCCUUGCUUCUUUGGCUACGCCUUUGCAGGAGUUUGUAAUCAUAGCUUUCUGCAUAUGGUACCCAUCUCUACAGUUUUUUAGACUCAAAGAUCUCAGCUGGACUGUACAUGAUUAUAGUGAUAAAUUUAAUGGCUGUCGUGGGCCCUCUCCGUGGGCGAUUGUUGAUGGAGCUGUCUUAAUGGGUAAGUUAUACGUUUUAACUAGUUAUGCUGAAAUUGGGGUGCUAAAUCUGAAUUCUACGCCUUACGGAACCCUGCUGGAAGUUAAAAACACUGGAUAUUUGCACCGUGGGCUACAGUUACUGGCUUAUGAUGAGCAGCUUUUGAUGAUUUAUGGAUUGAUGAACGGAAUUGGAAUUAUGAAGGAAGAAUGUCAAGUUUAUGAGCUUAAUUUUAUGAAGAUGGAAUGGAUGAGGAUUCAGAACUUCACUGAUCAAGCAUUGUUUCUGGAUUAUGAUAUGGGCUCAAGAUUUAGCAACAUGACCAUAUGGGGGUGGAGCCAACAAUAUUCAAAUUGCAUAUACAAUGUUGGUAUUUGCUCCGCGAUACUAACUAUUGCAUGCAGUUUUGGUGUUGGGGUGUGA